AUGAUGCAGCAGGACCCUCAGGACAGAUGCUCUGAAGAGGACACUAUAAAUAAUCAUAAGAUCAUCAAGACCCUGGGCACAGGAAACUUUGCUCAGGUAAAACUGGCCCUCCACCUCCGCACAAAGGUACCAGUUGCUCUGAAGAAGCUGGAAAAGGAUAAAACAAAUUCCACUAUUAUUGGAAAUGAGCUAGAGAUUAUGAAACUCCUCGAUCACCCUAAUAUAAUCAAAUUGUUCCAUGUCUUGGAAACCACUGAACACAUCUACUUGGUUUUGGAAUAUGCCUCUGGGGGUGAUCUGGCUAGUCAUAUACUAGAAGUGGACCAUAUACCGGAAGUGGAGGCCCAGCACAUAUUCACACAACUGACAUGUGCAGUUAAAUACUGCCAUGAGAACGAUAUUGCACACAGGGACAUAAAACCAGAAAACAUUCUGAUGGAUGCAAUGAAGAAUGUGAAGCUCUGUGAUUUUGGCUUAGCCGUCAAUGUGAGUGCUGAGCCAGAGUCAACAGUGUUCUGUGGCACCCUUCCCUAUUGUGCCCCAGAGCUCUUCAGCAGCCAAAGCUAUGAUGCCAGGGCACUUGACAUCUGGAGCAUGGGAGUGGUUCUGUAUAUCAUGGUAACAAAGCACUAUCCAUUUCUCGCAACAACUUACGAUCAAAUGAAGAUCAAAAUGCAGAAGCCACAUUGCUACAUUCCACCAAAGCUCCCAGUACACAUUGCCAGUCUCAUCAUCAAGUUGCUCACUACAGAUCCUGAGCAGAGGCCCAAGAUACAGGACAUCAUGCAGUAUCCGUGGCUCAAGGGCAGUGAAGAAUUUUCAAAAUCAACCCUGUGCCUAGAACCACUCCCCAACAAGCCCAACCCCAGGAUUAUGGCAGCCAUGUUGGGCUUGGGCUAUAGCCUCAAGGACAUUGGUGACUCUUUACAUGAGAACAACUUUAACAGUGUUAUGGAAACAUAUUUAAUAUUAAAAUACCAGUCACCAUUCAUGGACAACUCCAACCAUAAAGAAAAUUUUACACUGCCCAAUAUUGCCAUGGCACCCGCAGAUCCUACCACCUGCCAUUCCUUCCUAAAGAACAUAGGGAGUGAGCCUGACAAUUCCACCUCUACCGUGCCAGCAAAUUAUCCAUCUCAAAAUAAUAAAAUUGUAAAAAAAGAAACCAAAAAUCACAGCAUGCCUUCCAUCCACUGCUGCCAGCAAAAAAGCCAACCUCACUCUACAGGUGUGCAGUGUGGUCCUUUGAAGCAUGACCAUGAACAGAUACUGAGUAGCAGCCUGAAAAAGAGAAGAAGGGUUUCCAAGAGCGUGUCCGGUGGUCCUUUCCAGCAUGGCCACGGGCAUCUUCUGAGCAACAGGGCUUCCAAGAGCGUGUCCUGUGGUCCUGUGCAGCACAACCAAGACAAACACCUUCUGAGCAUCACCUUACAGGAGAGAGGCAGGGCUUCCAAGAGUGAGUUCUGUGGCCCUGUGCAGCACGACCUUGAGCAGCACCUGGAUAUACUUUCUGAAGACCACAUCACCCAGGUGGAGGCCCAGGAUGAAAAUCCCCAUAAGAGCAGCUCAUUCCUCCAGCAUACACCAUCUUCGAGGAGCUCCAAAGAGGGAUCUGAGGAUGUGACCACCACAGAUGCUCAUCAGCACAAGAGCUUGACCCCCCAGGAAAUAUCAGAACCAAACCUCACCAGUGCCCAACCCCAGAGAGUGACCAUAGCCUCUCCUCGCCGAUGGGGUGGAUGGAAGCAGGUGAAGAGGAGACUAGUGAAGGGCUUACGAAGAUUGCGCUGCUGUCUACCAGCUGAGGAGAGACGCUGUACUUUCCAGAGGAGAGUGGCUCCACAGGAAGGAGGGCACAAUGGAGUCACAUAA
Molecule: messenger RNA, 1872 nt
Organism: Alexandromys fortis (reed vole)
Lineage: Eukaryota; Metazoa; Chordata; Mammalia; Rodentia; Cricetidae
Product: sperm motility kinase X-like
Exons: 1
Coding region: 1-1872 (623 amino acids)
Biological process (GO): protein phosphorylation; microtubule cytoskeleton organization; intracellular signal transduction
Cellular component (GO): cytoplasm; plasma membrane
Molecular function (GO): ATP binding; tau-protein kinase activity; protein serine/threonine kinase activity
Source: RefSeq, a predicted model, not a curated record